This is a messenger RNA of Mangifera indica (mango), 1863 nucleotides long. RefSeq names its product putative glucuronosyltransferase PGSIP8. Bases 177 to 1637 code for a protein of 486 amino acids. Gene Ontology annotation, molecular function: glycosyltransferase activity. The transcript is spliced from 5 exons. The record is from RefSeq and is a predicted model, not a curated record. Lineage: Eukaryota; Viridiplantae; Streptophyta; Magnoliopsida; Sapindales; Anacardiaceae.
UUACAGAGCACCUUCCUCCAUCGCUAAGUGCUACUUGCUAAUUGUUAACUGACAAAAAGCAGAAAACUGAACUCCUUUAUUUGAUAAGAUAAACUCACAGUGCCAUAAAGAGCGAACACAGAUGUCUUUAAUGCUUAUUAUUUCCUAUUUAUUUCCGUUUGUGUUCUGAUUUUUUAAUGGUCGAAACCCUGAGGAGAGAAGGAAUGGCUUGGAGAGAGAAGCGAAAGGGCGCUUUUUGGUCAACAUUAACGAGGGUUUUGUUCUUGUUUUUGGUCUUUGUUGCAACGACGACGACGACGGCGAAAGAACUGAGUCAGCAAAUACAACAGCCGCACAAGCACGCGUACGCCACCAUGAUGUACAUGGGAACGCCGAGAGACUACGAAUUCUACGUGGCAACACGUGUCCUAAUCAGAUCGCUUGGUAGACUCCACGUCGACGCUGAUCUUGUUGUCAUUGCCUCCGUCGACGUUCCUUCCCGAUGGAUUGAAGCUCUGGAACAGGAAGAUGGAGCAAAAGUGGUGAGAGUGGAGAAUCUUAAUAACCCAUACAAGCAUUUUGACAAGAGAUUCAAGCUGACAUUGAACAAAAUCUAUGCAUGGAAUCUAGUGGAUUACGAACGGGUGGUCAUGCUUGAUUCUGAUAACCUGUUUCUUCAAAACACUGAUGAAUUGUUCCAAUGUGGACAGUUUUGUGCUGUUUUCAUUAACCCGUGUAUCUUCCAUACAGGCCUCUUUGUGUUGCAGCCAUCAGAGGAGGUGUUCAAGAAUAUGCUUCAUGAACUGGAAAUUGGGAGAGAAAAUCCAGAUGGUGCGGACCAGGGUUUUAUCAGUGGAUAUUUUUCUGAAUUGCUUGAUCAGCCAAUGUUCCAUCCUCCCCCAAAUGCCUCCAAGCUUAAUGGCCAGUAUAGGCUUCCUCUGGGUUAUCAAAUGGAUGCCACAUAUUACUAUCUUAGACUUCGAUGGAACGUACCCUGCGGGCCAAAUAGUGUAAUUACAUUUCCUGGUGCACCAUGGUUGAAGCCAUGGUAUUGGUGGUCAUAUCCUGUUUUUCCAUUAGGAAUUUCAUGGCAUAACACUCGUCUUCAAACUCUAGGAUAUGGUGCAGAGAUGCCAAUAGUGCUUAUUCAAACAGUAAUUUACCUGGGAAUAAUAGCAGUGACUCGUCUAGCACGGCCUAACAUCCCAAAGCUGUGCUAUCGGCGGAUCGACAGGAGUGUCUCCUUGAUUCAAGCAGGCCUGAAAUUAGUAGCAAUAUGGUCCAUUCUUGCUGCUUACAUAGUACCCUUCUUUCUUGUACCUACAACGGUGCAUACAAUAUUAGGCUGGUUAUUAUACUUACUAGGCACUUUUGCACUUUCCUCUAUGGCAACCAAUUCAUUUUACUUGCCAAUGCUUCCUGCUGUGUCUCCAUUGCUGUUGAUAUUUGGCUCACUUUUGGUCAUGGCAUUUCCUUGGUACUCGAACGGUAUUGUAAGAGGUUUAGUUAUAUUUGGCUACGCUUUCUGCAGCUCACCGUUUGUUUGGGUUUCAUUUGUUAAGAUUAUGGCAUGUCUACAAGUCUCGCUUGAAAGGGAAGCCUUUUUCCCUAGAUUGGGUGAAUCUACACCGCCUCCUGGAUUUAACAAGUUGUACUAAGGAGCAAGCCUUCCUGGGUAAAAGAUUUUGUAGCUGAUUUUUUUUUUUUUUUUUCUUUUGUGGGAGAAGGCUAUGGGAAAGUUGCUCUCCUGGGUAUAAUUUUUUUUCCCUUUGUACAACACUUGAUACAUUUUAGAAUAGCGGUCGCUCAGCUCCCUUCAAUUAGAACAGUGGCUAUAUAAUGACACACAUUGCUUCAUUAAUUAUUCAAUUGCUUUCAUGGAAA